Messenger RNA from Alligator mississippiensis (American alligator), 4454 nucleotides. It is a transcript of the gene ADD3, whose product is annotated as adducin 3. The record is from RefSeq and is a predicted model, not a curated record. Gene Ontology annotation, biological process: barbed-end actin filament capping. Gene Ontology annotation, cellular component: plasma membrane; postsynaptic density; cytoskeleton. The coding region runs from base 275 to 2404 and encodes 709 amino acids. The transcript has 17 exons. NCBI's taxonomy places the organism in Eukaryota, Metazoa, Chordata, Crocodylia, Alligatoridae. Gene Ontology annotation, molecular function: actin filament binding.
CACACACUCCGCCGGGCUCCCGCGCGAGCCGUGCUGCAGUGUGUGCGCGUGCAGCACUGCAGAGCCCGCGCCCGGAGCCGCACGCACCGCGCUGCGGGGUCCAUUCUGUUAAUAGAGCAAGGAGAGCUGUGAAAAACAUCCAGGGUAGAAUUUUUCUGCCUCCCUUUGGGUGGAGCGAACAGAUCUAAUCCGUGAGUAAUGUGCAGACCAGUGGAUGCCCUCCAUUAUGAGAGAGAAAAAUUAAGGUGAAGAGAAUAAUCUGCAGUAUUGAAGCAUGAGUGCUGAUGCCAAUCAGGGGGUGAUCACAACCCCUCCCCCUCCCAGCAUGCCUCACAAGGAGAGGUAUUUUGACCGCAUCAAUGAAAAUGACCCAGAGUACCUCCGGGAGAGGAACAUGUCUCCUGAUUUAAGGCAAGACUUCAACAUGAUGGAGCAAAGGAAGAGGGUCACUCAGAUACUGCAGAGUCCCGCUUUCCGAGAAGACCUGGAAUGUCUUAUUCAAGAACAGAUGAAGAAGGGCCAUAACCCAACUGGACUGCUUGCAUUGCAGCAGAUUGCCGAUUACAUUACAGCCAGCUCUUUUGCAGGUUUUUCUUCAUCUCCACUCAGCCAUGGAAUGGUGACCCCCAUCAAUGACCUUCCUGGAAUAGAUACCUCCUCGUUUGUUAAGGGAGAAAAACUUACUCGUUGCAAGUUAGCCAGCUUGUAUAGGUUGGCUGACUUGUUUGGGUGGGCACAUCUGGCAAACUCCUACAUCACAGUAAGAGUGAGCAAAGAACAUGACCACAUUCUUAUCAUUCCAAGAGGUCUGUCUUUUUCUGAAGCAUCCGCCUCCAAUUUGGUUAAAGUAAAUAUCCUAGGAGAUGUAGUUGACCAGGGGAGUACCAAUCUGAGCAUCGACCAUGCAGGAUUCAGUCCACACACGGCCAUCUACUCCACGCGCCCUGAUGUCAGAUGUGCGAUACAUAUACACACUCCUGCAACAGCGGCCGUUUCUUCCAUGAAGUGUGGGAUCCUUCCUAUCUCUCAAGAGGCUCUGAUUCUGGGAGACAUUGCUUAUUACAACUAUCAAGGAUCUCUUGACGAACAGGAGGAGAGAAUUCAGCUGCAGAAAGUUCUUGGGCCCAGUUGCAAGGUGCUGGUGUUGAGGAACCAUGGCGUGGUAGCUCUAGGAGAGACAUUAGAGGAGGCUUUUCAUUAUAUUUUCAAUGUGCAGCUAGCCUGUGAAAUACAGGUUCAUGCAUUAGCUGGUGCCGGUGGAAUAGACAAUCUUCUUGUACUAGACCUGCAGAAAUACAAGCCUUUCACACACAAUGUGGCAGCAGCUGGAGGAGGUGGUGUUAAUAUGGCCUCUCAACAGAAGUGGAAGGUUGGAGAGCAAGAGUUUGAAGCUCUUAUGAGGAUGCUAGACAACUUGGGGUACAGAACUGGCUAUGCCUAUAGGCAGCCCUUAGUCAGAGAGAAACCCAAGCACAAGAGCGACGUUGAGAUCCCAGCCACUGUGACUGCCUUUUCUUUCGAAGAUGAUUCGGUUCCACUUUCCCCCCUCAAAUUCCUAGCACAGAGACAACAGAGGGAAAAGACAAGAUGGCUGAACUCUCCCAAUACAUACUUGAAAGUGAAUGUGCCUGAGGAGUCUUGGAACGGAGAAAUGAGUCCCAGGACUAAGAUCACGUGGAUGAAAGCUGAUGAGUCAUCCAAAACCAGCGGAGGAACUCCAAUCAAAAUUGAAGAUCCGAACCAGUUUGUUCCUCUAAAUACGAACCCCAGUGAAGUGCUGGAAAAGAGAAAUAAGAUUAGGGAGCAAAACCGAUAUGACCUGAAGACAGCAGGACCACAGUCUCAGUUGCUUGCUGGAAUUGUCGUGGAUAAAAAACCCUGUCCACCCAUGCAGUUUGAAGAAGAUGAGCAUGCACCACCAGCCCCUCCCAAUCCCUUCAGCCGUUUUACAGAAAAAGAACUGGAAGAGUACAAGAGGACGAUUGAGCGCAAGCAGCAAGGAGUGGAAGAUGCUGAACAGGAAUUAUUCUCAGAUGACGGUUCAUCUGUGUCACAAAUUCAGUCACAAACUCAGUCCCCGCAAAAUGUCCCAGAAAAAGUAGAAGAAAAUCAUGAAGAUCUGUUCACCCAGGACAUAAACCUGAUCUCCGCAGAGGUACCAGUUGUCAUUGUGAAUGGCAAGGAUGAUGCGCACGAUGUGGAAGAAGAUCUCACUAAGCGGGUCAGCCAGUUAACCACUAGUACUGUGGAGAGCGUAGAGAUUACAAUUAAAACCUCUGAAAAGAUUGAAGAGACCCUGUCCCCGGAGGGGUCGCCUUCCAAAUCCCCAUCAAAGAAGAAGAAGAAAUUCCGCACGCCAUCUUUUCUGAAAAAGGCCAAAAAGAAGGAAAAGGUGGAAGCAUAAGUGCAGCUUUGUUAGGAGGUGACAUUGCACAUUUUUAGACCACAUUUAAGUCGACCAUUAACAUAGUAGCGGUAGGGGUGUGCAGUAAACUGGACCUUAACCUAAGAACAAAACUGGAAAAGGUUUUAUUAAAAGCAGUUUUAUGUUAAUUAAGAAGUUAAUUCAUCUCACACUUAGUGUGUCCAAAAAUUGCUAUGAGGGUUUGAAACGUUCAAUAGUUUUCACGUAGAACUACGCUGGCAGGUGCUCAAGUACCAUCAUAGCAAUAUCGAAUACUGUCACAAUACACAGUAGCAAGUUACACCUGGAGUAUUUUGCAGACUGUAACAUCUUCAGUACAGUGAGUUUCUAAUAAAGUUGCUGUUGAGUGAUCAUACAAUUUUUUUAUUAUUAUUUUUAAACUGCUGCCUCACUUGGUAAUCGGAUCAUACAUUUUGUAUUGUGAUUUUUGACCAUAUAUUUUAUGUUUCUGUACCACUGUUUGAGUGCGUGCAUAUUAACAGCACACCUAUAAAUUUUUUAAGGUUAGAUCACAUAGAAUUAUUAUACACUGGCACAUAAUAUUAGAAGAAAAACUGUGUAAGAGAUUUUAUUUGGAAUUAUACAAAAUGUGUAAGAAUUUCAUUCAUCAAUAACUUUUUGCCAAAUAUUUCAUUUUAGUGAAAUAUAAUUUUUGAAGACUUAUUUUUUAUUCUAUCAGUUGGGGGAGAAAGCCCUUAUUUUUCAAUAAAGGGGAUUUUAUACACUUAACAUUGAUAACUUAGUUUAACUGGCAAAACAAAAAAAAAGAUUUUAUAUGUUGAAAUGUUUGUAUACCAUUCAGUAUAAAAGUAUUAUAAGCAUGUGAACCAAGCAUUUAACAGUAGAGUGUAUUUAAGGAUGCUUGGGUUAGAGUGUACUUAAAUAUAAUUCAGGAAUCCAGGGGCUUAAACACCCAUAAGGUUAAAGCAUAUAAAGUUAACUGGAUUCAUGUUUAAAUCUUACUGUUUUUCUCAUGAUACUGCUAAUGGAUGAAGAAAAAUAAUCUCUUAACAGAACCAAAUGAAGGAAACAAAACUGUUUAAAAGGGAAAGUGAAAUAGCAGGGAAGUAGAAGGAGACAGAGAGUAAAAGUUUGGUGAUUAUUUUUGUUAAAUAUGCGAUAUGGAUUGUGGGAUAUUUUUAUUAAAUCGGCAAAAUGACAUUUCCACGUUAGAAGUUUAAAUGAUUUAUAUGGUUUCAUAUGGAGUUCACCUUAUUUUUUUCACCUUCAUUUGACAUGUCGAAGGGUCUCAUGACUCUGUGUCCUUUGGAUAAACCCAGAACAAAUUAGAGCUUAGUGCCAUGGGUAGUGGAAGUACUGCCACUUGCUCAUUUUUACUGAGGUUUUCAUUUUGCUUCUUUUACUGUAUUGUAAAUACAAACUAAACCUAGAAAUUAACAUAGGGCUUUUUCUUCGCUCUGUCUCAAAAUUGCCAUUGUACAUCAGCCAUUGCAAUAGAAAAUAAAUUUAAAAGAUCAGUGUGAUUCCCAGAUUGCCAGUUGAAAUAUUAUGCAGUAUAUUGAUUGUUUAAAUAUGGCUGGAGGGUUGUUUGGCAUGCAAAAAUGUUGAUUAUAGCAUGUUCUGGGGCUGGUUAGCUUUGAUCGUGUGAGUGUGACAAUGCAGCGUUGGAAUGGAUCCUGGAUACAAUAUUCUAGAUAUCACUAAAUACUGGAAUCAGUGUUUUUAAUCUUAGUGGAACCUUUCAGUUGCUUAACUUGUUUUUUAUGUUCUACAUUAUUUGUGUUGUAUUACAACAUACGUAGAAACAGUAACCUGUGAACUAUGCUUUUCAUAACUUUUUUUUAUUUUUAAAAUAUAUCUAAAUGAAUGCAAUGUGCAUAAAUAUUUUUUAAAAUGCAACCGUGAACUAUUUGCACCUUUUGCUAAUGCCUCUAUUUACUUGCUUUGGCAUAAAGAAUGAGCCAGCCAACUUCGUGUCCUGUGGAAAAUAUAUAAAUGUUAUCUGAAAUUGCUCAUAGAUGUAAUGCUAAUUAAUGUUAAAUCACAAAUAAACAGUAUUUUAAAUAGA